AAAAAAAAAAAAAAAUGUGAUUCGACCUUUUUCUUUUCCCCUCAGAAAGAAAAGAGGCCAACAGUUUUUCGAAAUCGGAAGAUGGCGAACAUCGCCGGACAUCUCAAACGCGGAAUCUCCAGACAAUUCUCAUCCGCCUCCCUUCGCCGCACGCUCAGCCGCCAGUUCACGCGCCAGUCAUCCCACGAUCCUCGCCGCAACAACAUGCGGUUCAGCUUCGGGAGACAAUCAUCCCUCGAUCCAAUUCGCCGGAGCAGUACUCCUGAAGAAGGCUCCAACCGUCCUCCUCAUCAGCUCGCCGUCCCCGAUAACCUCGACGCCACUAUGCAGCUCCUCUUCGUCGCCUGUGGAGGAGACGUCGAAGGUGUUCGGGAUCUGCUCGACGAAGGUAUUGAUGUUAAUAGCAUCGAUCUUGAUGGUCGUACCGCUCUGCACAUCGCUGCGUGUGAAGGUCACGUUGAUGUUGUGAAGCUUUUGCUGACGAGGAAGGCUAACAUUGAUGCUCGUGAUCGUUGGGGAAGCACGGCAGCUGCUGAUGCUAAGUACUAUGGGAACAUGGACGUUUAUAACAUUUUGAAAGCCCGUGGCGCCAAAGUUCCGAAAACCAAAAGGACACCGAUGGUUGUGGCGAAUCCUCGUGAAGUUCCUGAAUACGAGUUGAAUCCACAAGAACUUCAGGUUCGGAAAGCUGAUGGUAUCUCAAAGGGAAUAUAUCAAGUGGCUAAGUGGAAUGGGACUAAGGUAUCUGUAAAGAUACUUGAUAAGGAUCUCUACAAGGAUAAUGAAACCAUAGAGGCCUUCAAACACGAACUUACUUUAUUAGAAAAGGUUCGUCAUCCUAAUGUUGCGCAAUUUGUUGGAGCUGUUACUCAAAACGUCCCCAUGAUGAUUGUGUCUGAGUAUCAUCCUAAAGGUGACCUUGGGAGCUAUCUUCAAAAGAAAGGACGACUUUCUCCAUCCAAAGUUCUAAGAUUUGCCCGCGAUAUAGCCAGGGGAAUGAAUUAUCUUCACGAGUGUAAGCCAGAACUAGUAAUCCACUGUGAUCUAAAACCCAAAAAUAUUAUGCUCGAUAAUGGAAAACAUUUGAAGGUGGCGGGAUUUGGAUCUAUAAGUUUUUCAAAGCUAUCGUCUGAUAAAUCAAGACUCCUCAACCACGGGGCACGUAUAGAUCUUUCAAACUACUGUGUGGCGCCUGAGAUUUACAAAGAUGAAAUAUUUGACAGAAGUGUGGAUUCAUAUUCUUUUGGUGUCGUAUUAUAUGAGAUGAUUGAAGGACAACCUUUCCAUCCCAAACCCCCAGAGGAGGCAGUGAAGCUAAUGUGUUUGGAAGGAAGAAGACCUUCGUUUAAAUCCAAGUCAAAAAAUUGUCCCCAAGAAAUGAGAGAAUUGAUUGAAGAGUGCUGGGAUGCAGAAGCUGUUGUUAGGCCGACAUUUUCUGAGAUCAUAGUUCGAUUGGAUAGGAUCUUUGUACACUGCUCAAAACAAGGGUGGUGGAAAGAUACAUUCAAGUUUCCUUGGAAAUAGUAGAGAGAAGCAGGAGAGGUUUAACUCAGAAACUCAAAGAAGUCAGCAAUUCAAGUACAAUAAAAACGGUACAAAGAAUACAGAAAGAAACGGUGCUCUCUCCCAUUU
Messenger RNA from Brassica oleracea var. oleracea, 1632 nucleotides. Its product is annotated as serine/threonine-protein kinase HT1-like. The coding region runs from base 82 to 1524 and encodes 480 amino acids. Lineage: Eukaryota; Viridiplantae; Streptophyta; Magnoliopsida; Brassicales; Brassicaceae. Gene Ontology annotation, biological process: protein phosphorylation. The record is from RefSeq and is a predicted model, not a curated record. Gene Ontology annotation, molecular function: ATP binding; protein binding; protein kinase activity. The transcript is spliced from 12 exons.